AUGUACUGGCCUCUCAAGAUGCCUGGGGCUACUUACGUGGCGAGAGCCAAGCGCCGUUUCAAGCUGUCCAUCCCGGAUAUAUACCACAGCCGGCUGCUGGCCUCUCUCGAUCCCCUGGCCUUGGACAAGGAGGCUCCGCAGAAGCCUGUGAAAAAUGCCUCUGAAAAAAUGUCAGAGGAAAGGUUCUGGGGCGACCAUCAGCCCCUCUCCAAGAUCCCAUUUAAAAUUCUGAGCGGGCAUGACCAUGUUGUGAGUUCCUGCCACUUCUGCGUGAACGACACCAAGCUCCUCAGUGGCUCCUAUGAUCGCACUGUGAAACUGUGGGAUGCCAUGGACGGAUCUGUGAUUCGGGAUUUUGAGGAAGGGCCCUCAGCUCCUGUUACAGAGUGCAGCAUCACAGCUGACAGCAGAAGAAUUAUUGCAGCAUCCUAUGACAAAACAGUGAGGACUUGGGACCUUGAAACAGGCCAGCUGCUGUGGCAGACCAACCAUGAUUACUUCAUAGUGUCCUGUAAGUUAUCUCCUAACGGCAAAUAUGUGGCCUUAAGCUUGGAUGUGGAUCGUGGAAUCUGCAUAAUGGAUGCGGAAAACACCACCAUUUUGGCAAACAUUAAAGAUCAUCACAGAAGAUCAAUCAUGGCAUGCUGCUUUGACCCUGACAGCCAGAAGUUGGCUUCUGUCUCGUUGGAUAGGUCCAUCAAGAUCUGGGAUGUCACAUCCAAAGCCACACUGCUUACCAUCACAAAGGCACAUGAAAAUGCAAUCUCCAACUGCUGUUUUACCUUCAGUGGCCACUUCCUGUGUUCCAGCUCCUGGGAUAAAACAUUAAAAAUAUGGAAUGUCCAUACAGGGGAGUUUCGAAACCGUGGAGCCUGUGUGACUCUAAUGCAGGGCCACGAAGGUUGUGUGAGCUCCUGCUGCUUUGCCAGAGACAACUCUUUUCUCAUUUCUGGAGGCUUCGACAAGUCUGUGGCUAUUUGGGAUGUAGGAGAAGGCUACCGGAAGCUAUCCUUGAAGGGCCAUGAGGACUGGGUAAUGGAUGUUGCUAUCAGCAACAACAAGAAAUGGAUCCUAUCUGCUUCAAAGGAUAGGACCAUGAGACUAUGGAAUAUUGAAAAGAUCGACCAAGUUCCUUUGGUAAUUGAGAACCAAAAGGCUAUGGGGACACUAGUGAAACAGUGCGAAGGAUGUGACAGGCCAUUCUCCACCUUGGAAAGUGACAGCUCGUUUGAAAUAGUCACCAAAUGUAUCUUCUGCCGGAGAGAUGUGAUGGACUUGCCAGCAGUGGCUUCAUCAUCAUCAGAAACAGAGAACAAGGAGGACUGA
Molecule: messenger RNA, 1326 nt
Organism: Urocitellus parryii (Arctic ground squirrel)
Lineage: Eukaryota; Metazoa; Chordata; Mammalia; Rodentia; Sciuridae
Gene: Wdr88
Product: WD repeat domain 88
Molecular function (GO): protein binding
Source: RefSeq, a predicted model, not a curated record